Messenger RNA from Ornithodoros turicata, 1835 nucleotides. RefSeq lists its product as uncharacterized. Bases 1 to 1260 code for a protein of 419 amino acids. NCBI's taxonomy places the organism in Eukaryota, Metazoa, Arthropoda, Arachnida, Ixodida, Argasidae. The transcript is spliced from 6 exons. The record is from RefSeq and is a predicted model, not a curated record.
AUGGUCACUGCCCCGACCGCCCAGGCCAACCGCCCACGGCAGCUAGCGUGGACAUCUCGAAUAAUUAUUUCAUCCGCUUUAUUGUCGCUUUCGUGCAUUGGCAUCACAGCAUUACACCGCCAAGUAUUUCACGUUAUCCGAAAUGUCUGUGUUGUCACGUCGCAGGUUGAACAUGUGUGGUGCCGCGACGGUGAGUCGCAACUGCUACGCGCAUCGCUGCAGAGACCAUCGGGCUUCCGUGGCCACCCGGCGUUCGCCGACAACCGCCGAAUCCUCUCCCGCUCGGACCAGCGGUGCCAGAUUACGGCCAAGGAUAAUGACACUUCGAGAGACCCAGAUAGCUUCAGUCUACGCAUCACUGACUUCCAGCUCUGUCCCGUCGGAAAGCAAGAUGGUUUCCUCAAGGUUCGAGUAUGGUUUCCGCAAGUAGAUGGCGUGCUUCUAGCCGAAGACCAAGAAGUCGUCAUCCUUUGCCGCCCUCCAGAGGCUGUUGUGACCGAUAAGCGAGCAACUGGUUUCAUGGGCACUCUCGGUCCAGAGGGUCGAGUGUCAGGGGUAGUGGAGCAGGCUCCGGGACAACUUGAGUACGCCCUAGCGCUGUUCCGCGAAUCUACACCCCGCAGCGGUGUGUUUGACAUGCCCGUCGAAGGUCCUGUCACUCUGGGCACCGGACUACAGCUUAGAGCAGCCAUCAACACCCGGUCUUCUGCCUGGAGGUACGUCAAGUUGGUCGAUGUCACGGCAUCACCCGACCCAAGAGACGCCGACGCUCCGGGAUCCGUCGAGCUGGUGCGAGAUGGGUGUAGAAUGCCGGCUCUUCAAAGCGUCGUGCCACAGCAGCCGCGAAGAGCGGACGACGCUCCCGGUGAGGUUUUGUUAGACAUGGAAGCCUUUCUCCUGGAUGGUCCUGGAAGCCAGCUCUGGGUUCACGCCCAAAUACGAGCCUGUGUUGACGCUGUGGACUGUUUGGCCGACUUCUGCUCGGAUCUCUAUCAUCCAUCGGGUCAUGGCAGACGACGACGAAAGAGAAGCGACAACUCAUCCGCGCAGGUGGGAGACCAUGUUGCCCUGACAGUGCUGACGCCCAAAGCGGCCUCUCUAAGCGAAUACGUCGAACCUUCCCUUCAAUGCGCUGCGUGGGAAGCUCUAGCAGGUGUGCUCGGGUGCAUGGUGAUCUUUGCCGCUGGAGUGACUCUUCUUAUGGCCAGAAGACUCACGGCUGCGAUCAGGCCGCAGAAGACCAAGAUCAGGCCCACAUGACGACCCGAUGGUGGCCCCAUCGACAUAGAGUUCCUCAACGCGAUCUCGGAUUUUGUAGUUCAUCGGAACGUGACGGCUGCCAACGGGUGUAGGCAUUACUUAGUGACGGACACAAAAUGUUUGCAAGAAGCGGCGCUUCUGUACCAGGCCUAUUUAAGUCCAGGAGAGAGUGCAUGUCACUGGAAUGCCACCACCUAUUUCUUUUAAUUACGCAAAGUUAUUGAGGAAGGAAAGUUAGUUGGAAAGCGCCUGUUAGAAAAGUCUGCCGUGAGAUGCGAGUUAGUGUUCACGACUACGUGUUGCUAACCAUGUUAAUCCUCGCGGAUGCCUGAAGUUCCAAGUGGGCGUGGCUCUCCCAUAACAACUGUGCUUCUUCGUGCCGCUACCCUUUCAAUAGUGGCAUGUACGUGAAAUGAAUAUUGUAAAGUGGCACUAUGCCCAUGGUUACUUCCCGGCUGCAAGCUAGAGCAACUAGCUAUCCAGCAACACGGACACAAGAGACACUGACCAUGGAGACACCUGCGCCGUUCCCUCGAGAUGAGCGCAUGAUGCACGUGACGACGCUAUCUACUUCU